UAAGCACCGGACAAAAUAGCCGAACUAAAACACAACGCUCACAAUCAAACAGCACCGCCCGUGGCUAUGAUGGCCUCAUCGCUGAUACCGCGGCUACUAUUUACCGUUUGCAUCGCCAUCAGUUACCAUUCGGUGCUCCAUCGUGAAGCCGAAGCUGCCAACAUUUUGGGUGUUUUACCAACAUGGGCCAAAUCUCAUUACAUCAUCGGGGCGGAGUAUAUGCGCUCGCUGGCUCUGGCAGGGCAUAAUGUGACCGUGGUGACACCUUUCCAGCUGGCGGAUGCUCCACCGAGCUACCGCGAAAUUGUGAUGGAUGGUAUUUUGGAUGCAUCCGCUGGCUUGGAGAAAAACUAUUUCAAAUACAAGGAAGGCUCGUUCAUAAUGAUCCUGUCGAUGUUGUACAACGGCCUUGCAGACACAACAUGCAAUUUCGUUUUGAAACAUCCUAAGGUUGCAUCUUUGAUGAAAUCUGAUCAACAGUUCGAUGCGGUGAUCGUGGAAUCGUUUAUGACAGAAUCCAUCUACGGAUUGGCACAACACUUCAAUGCACCGCUGAUUGUAUUCUCUACCUUGGGAAGCAAUCUAUGGACCAAUGGACUGGUUGGUGCCUCCGCGCCAUUUUCCACUGUGGCACACCUGAUGCUUGGGCUUACUGAUCAGAUGAAUUUUUGGGAAAGAAUGCUUAAUACGGUUGUUGGGAUUUCGGAACAGAUUUAUUAUGAAGCAGUAUAUCUACGAAGACAGAAGCGAUUCUACGACGAAGCAUUCCCUCAAGCAAGCAUGAGUUUUGAACAGCAACUGAAGAAUACAUCAUUAGUUCUGUUAAAUCAACAUUUUGCAAUAGGCAGUGCUAGAUCUUAUCCACCAAAUAUGGUUGAAGUUGGUGGAAUUCAUAUUCGAAAGAUUCAGCCUUUACCGGAGGACCUCAAACAAUUUCUGGAUGAAGCGCCGUUCGGGGUGAUAUACUUCUGCAUGGGAUCUCACAUCCAGUCGAAGCAUUUCCCUAGGAACAAACGUGACAUCUUCCUUAAGGUUUUCUCCAAACUGAAGCAGAAAGUUCUUUGGAAAUACGAAGACAGCUCGAUUCAAGACGUCCCUAGAAAUGUUCUGAUUCGAUCAUGGAUGCCACAGAAUGACAUCCUCGCUCAUCCCAACGUUAAAAUGUUCAUUACCCAUGGGGGCCUCCUCGGAACGAUGGAAGCACUGUACCACGGAAAACCAAUCAUCGGCAUACCGAUCUUCGGUGAUCAGUUGAUGAACGUGGAAAAGGCCGUUCGGUCCGGUUAUGGGCUCCAGUUGGACUACGAGGCUAUCAGUGAAACAAAUGUCGAGCGAGUGAUCGGAACACUUUUGUCUGAUGAAACUUUCGCAAACAAGGCCCGCCAAAUCUCCAACUGGUUUCACGAUAAGCCGAUGACGGCAGCCGAAGCAGCUGUCUUUUGGACAGAGUAUGUGAUAAGGCAUCGAGGAGCGGUUCAGCUGCGUUCACCAGCGACGGAUUUGAUGCCGUGGCAGUAUUAUUUGCUGGAUGUGGGCUUCGCUUUAUUGGGGCUUGGACUGAUCAGUUUGAUAAUGGUAUGGAAAACUGUGAGGGUUUGUAGUAAGCUGGGAAAAAUGUUGAGGAAAGCUAAGCAAGAAUGAUUUUAAAAUAUGUGUUUGUCUGUUGAAAUUUUCUGAACAAUACAACGUAAAUAGAAUAAGUGAGCAUUUUAUUUAUAUUUUUCUACUUUUAAUUUAGGUGUUUUUACUAUAAAUUAAUUUAAACAUUUA
Molecule: messenger RNA, 1770 nt
Organism: Armigeres subalbatus
Lineage: Eukaryota; Metazoa; Arthropoda; Insecta; Diptera; Culicidae
Product: UDP-glycosyltransferase UGT5-like
Exons: 3
Coding region: 67-1641 (524 amino acids)
Molecular function (GO): UDP-glycosyltransferase activity
Source: RefSeq, a predicted model, not a curated record